AUGUCCUCAUCGCAAACUGCCUCCACCGACCCGAACGACUUCUUCGAGCCGAUCGACAUGGACACCAUCGCCACCUCCGUCCAGUGCAUCCCGGUCACUCUCGCGGUGUGGAAAGAGCUCGGCCAGAAGCGUGCCGGCGCUCGCCGUUUUGGCCCCGCCCAGCUGCACACCAUCUUCAACACCGCCACCCGAGCACUUUCGGCAGGCGAGAAGCCGAAGGGCUGCGUCCGCGGCCGCCCCUCGAAGCGCCUCCCGGACGUGUCGCUCGACAAGCCCACUCCGCCUCGACAGAAGCGUGCCAAGAAGAGCGUCGAGCGUGGCGCCGGAGAUGCCCUCGACGUCGUCGUCGAGCCGUGCAAUAACAACAACAAUGAAGCCAUGGCUGUCGACGACCAAGAGAUCGGCCCGAACACCACCGUCAUCCCGGAGCACGACAACAAUCUCGGCAACAACAACUCGCAGCCGGACGCUCCGGACACCAAUGACGGCGUGCACGUCGGAGAUGUUGCGCCGUCGGCUGCUCUCGACGAUGUUCAAGGCUCGGAUGUGCCGAUACCGUCCAACGGAGAGCCGGAGGCCGAAAACGUGGAGCUGCCGUCCGCCACAAUUGAAGAUGUUCAAGGCUCGGAGGACGCUCUCGAGAACGUUGUGGCCCCGGAAGCGCCCGCCCCCUCUGAUGAAGCCCCUGAGGACCCAAAUGUCCAGCUGCCCCUUGCCACAGUUGAAGAUGUUCAAGGCUCGGAGAACGUUCUCGAGAACGUCGUGACCGCGGAUCUGCCCGCCCCAUCCAAUGAAGUCUCCGAGGGCCCGGAUGCCGAGCUGCCCGCUGCCACUGUCGACGAUGCUCUAGCCUGGAAUGCGAUCCCGACAUCCAGCGAGGACGACGGCUUCGGUGCGAACAUCGAGCUUCCGCCGGCCACCACUGACAAAGAGAACACGCAGCCACCGCCGUCGCCCGUCUUCGAACAGCACAUGCUCACCGACGCCGAGGGCAACCCGCUGAUCUCGUGCCCCUUCCAGCCGGGCUACGUCCCCAUCGUU
Molecule: messenger RNA, 1041 nt
Organism: Mesorhabditis spiculigera
Lineage: Eukaryota; Metazoa; Nematoda; Chromadorea; Rhabditida; Rhabditidae
Source: the annotation of a GenBank genome assembly